CCUAGGCAGCCCCGAUCCCCUUUUGGGCCUGGCACAUCUCUCUCUCCCUCACCCUUCCUUCUCCAACUCCGGCCGCCGCCAUGGCUAGGCCGGCGUGGUGGUGCGCCUCCGCGCCAUCCAUUCACCAGCACCACCAUCGCCUCCUGCCACCACUCCACCACGCACCACCAGCACCACCAUCCAUCGUCCACACGCCUCCACCAGCGCCGCCACCAUCGCCCACCUCGCGCACCCCUCCUUCUUCCUCUCGACCUCCUGCUGCUGCCUUCUCUUCUUCCACGCAACCUGCUGCUGCUCCUUCUUCCUAUGCGCCCCUGCUGCUCUUCUUGCUGAAGCCCUUUCCCUUCACCACGCUGAUGUUCCUUCUUCUUCCCCUUGCUGCUACUAUUUCUCUUCUUCCCUCGCCUCUAGCUGCUGCUCCUAGUUCUUCCCCACGCCUCUCCGUUGCAUCUCCCUGCUGCUAUCAUUCUCCAAGCUCGCCCCUCUCUGAAUCCCUACUGCUGCUGCUCUUCUACUUUCUCCUACCACGCUGCUGUUCUGCUCUUUCUCCAUCUCCCAACUCCAAGUCAUUGCUGCUACUCCAUCUUCCUUUGCCCCGCUGCUCCUCCUCCCUCUUCUCAACACCCCCCUGCUGCUGCUUCUUCUCUCUCAACCUCCUGCUGUUGCCUUCUCUCUCUCUCUCUCUCUCUCUCUCUCUCUGAAAUUUCUGUAGUAUUGAGAGAUGUUUAAGACUUGUAAGGUUCAGAUUUGAAGAGUACAUGUAAACUGCUGUUUGCUCUGUUUAGUACUUGUAUAAUAUAGUGUAUGUGAUCUGAGAUCUGACUAGUUGAGGCUUUGUUACUUUGGGAGAUACUUGAUCUAUUAUAUUUUGGUUCUAUCAAUUAGUAUUCUGCUAGUAUUUGUGUGUGUAUGUGUAUUUGUUCAGUCCGAAGACAUGUGUGGUUCUUACUUAUUUUGUUGACCAGUGAGAGUUUGUACUGUUACAUUGUGUCCCUCAUUUCGAAUAUAUGAGAUCUAGCUAUAUAUGUUUUAUAUAUUAUGUACUUGCUGAUGAUUAAUGUCCAGUUUAUUGUUCUUGUGAUAUAUACACAUAUGUGUGUGUUAUGUUCAUGUCCUUUUUACUUCUCUUGUCAUUGAUGUUAGCCUGUAUUAGUAUCUUAAUUUCUCAAGUAUUAAAAAAAUACCAAAAAGAAAGUUAGUAAAAUCUGAAUCUACCUUUGCUUAUCUGCAUUUUCAUUGGCGACAAUCUUGAUAGUUUAGGUUUAUUCUCUGUUCCCAUCAUCUGAAUUGUAUUACCUAGCUUUAGUCGAGCGUAGCCGCUGAUUGCCUAGUCCCUGUGGAGAACACGACAUCCGUAGUUUGGGGCGUAAAAACCCCGCUAUAUUACAAUUGAUCAUUUUGGCGCCGUUGCCGGGGACUAGCGUCGUGUGACCGUGUUAGGCUAUAGACUAGGUUUUUCUUCUUUUUCUAGUUUGUGCCAUAUAUUCGUGAUAUAUCUCUAACCACUAACCCCUGUUCUAGUUAGUAUUUUUUUUGUUCUUUUCUUUUCCUUUUUGCAGGUUAGAACUAUCUUCUCGGUUAUGGCUUACUAUUCAGAUCAUCAGGCUUAUGCGAGCAACACUGCAAACAGCACGGAAAGUAUUCAAGAACUGAUAAGUAAGAUUUCCCAUCAAUUAGAUGAUUUAGCUCAGCAGAGAGGAGUAGUUUUUGAGGAUAGGCCUAGUUCUUAUUAUCCUUAUUCCGGAGGCAAUCCUUAUGUUGCUCCUACAUGCCAUAUUUGUGGAUUUCAGGGCCAUUCGCCCGCUGAAUGUCAGCGUGGUUACUCUCACACUCCAGAUUGUUUUGGCAUGAGCUUCGCUCAAGAGCAUAGCUCAUACCAAAACAAUUACUCACAUGGGUGGCCUGAAAACCCGAAUAUGUCAUAUAGGAGCAACAACCCUGAGAUCUCAUCGUUUGCUUCUAGUAAUCAUAUGCAGGGAUUUAGGUAUGAAGAGGAGAGCCACAACCAUGCACCACAACAGUUUUUUUCACCUCCUACUCAUAUACCUCAAUACCAGGAGAUGUGUCCAAUGGAGUUAAAUGGUCCUCCAUUUGGUCAACCAACAACUCCAGCACCUGUUGAGCAAUCUCAUGUGCAAGUGCCCACACAAGAUGAGUUCGAUGACAUAGACAAGCUCACAUUGCUUAGUCUCGAGUUCACUUGGAGUGCUGAAGAUGAUCCAAUUAGGCCGGUGAUACUAGAUGAAAUGAAGAAGAUCAAGAGUGGAAAGGAACUAGUGGAAGAAGUAAGGAAGAUUGAGAAGAACAUCAAUGCUGGCAGCACUAUUUCUUCACAGCUAGAGCUGAGUAUUUCUGGGAUAUCCUUUGAUACAUGUGAGGUUCCAACACCGUCACAUCCAGCUGAGCAAGAUAGCAAGAGUCCAGAGGAAGAGAGACCUCAGAUUGAAGAUGAACUAGAAGACAAGGAACAAGAUGAUCAAGAGCUGCAAUUUCCAUGUGAUCAAGUUGAAGACUCAUCAUCUACUACUCCUGAAGAAGUACAAGAAGCUGCUGUAGAUGAAGAUGAAGAACCUAAGAUUCAUUGGCCUAUUGUCAUACAUGAGCGUGAUGUGUCAGGUUUACCCAAUCCUCUUGAUGACAUGAUGCCUUGUGAUUUCUUUGCUACUACCUUGCAUUACAUGAUACCAUCACUUAAGAUUGAUUUGAAAACUCAUUUGCUUGGAUAUGAUGAUAUAUACCCUGUUAGUGGCAUUACUCUCAUUUGUGAUGAUCAUAGUUACUUUCCUCGUGCUAGUCCUAUGCUUAAUGAAACAUAUCAUUCCCAUGCUAGUCUUGAGCUUAAUGAUAAAUAUCAUCCUCAUGUUAGUGUUGACCUUGCUGAUUUCUACCAUCCUAAACAUGUGCUUUAUAGCUAUGCUUAUGUAAUUGGAUAUCCGAUUGAUGACUUGGAGGGUAUUAUCCCUACCACUUGCAUUGUCUCUUUGGUUGAGUGCUCUUUCAGGCUGUUGCUUGUGCACGAUCCACUACAUGCUGACCAAGUUCGAGAUGACAUUCCCUGGGACCCCGGUGGACCUAUGGCAUGGGGAUGAGGAGAAGCAAGGAACACACAAGGAAGGGAGAAGCUGGAGCAGGCAUGAGGAUAGAGAAGCAAAAGGAGAGGAGCUGCAGCUUAGAGAGUGAUCAAGCGAGUGCUACUUCAUAGUGCCCGGUGAGCUGUUUCAUGACCCAUUCUGAGUAUAUCAUCCAUUGAUACAUGCUGAAAUCAAAUGUUAUUUGGGUUGCUUAAGCCAUGUCUUAAAUGUUGCCUCACUGAAUUUUAUUUGACAUAUGGUGCUUGAUGAGAAUAUGCGAACUGAUUGUUGAAUGCCAUGUAAACUAGUGAUCUACAUAUUGCUUGCUUUGCUGAAAUUAUUGAAAGUUAUUAGUUUUGAGUGCUCAAAUCCCUAGUACACUAGAAAACUUAAUCAUUUUCUGCUUUUACCUCGAUACACCUAGAUCACCAUGUUUAGAUGCUGAAUUUGUGCCAAGUGUGUUCCCUUUGAGAGCAAUCACCUAACCACUAUGGAUUAGCAUGCUAUGUUCCCUAGAUCGGUAGCAUGUGAACCAGACAUGGAGAAGUGAUGAUUCCUUUUUUUGUGCUUAUGCGUUGUUCAUUUAAAAAAAGUAUUAUCUUAUAAUGAAUAAUUAUCUGAUCUACCUAACAGUAGCAUGUCAUGUUCCCUGGAUCGGUGGCUUGUGAAAUCUGGUUGGAUCGGAUAGGAGUAAAUUAUAAUAAAAAUGUAAUUGUCGAACCAGGUGUAUACCAUGUUCUCGGGAUCGGUGGUAUGUUCCUUUGGGGAGACAAACAAAAAAAUAAUAAAAAUUGGUGGAGCCAGGUGUAUACCAUGUUCUCGGGAUCGGUGGUAUGUUCCUUCGGUGAGACUAAUAAAAUAAUAUGUGUGUUUCUUUCAAAUUCAAUAAGUGGUUCAACCACAAAGUCAUAUUUCUGCAAAUAAGAGAUUUAAUUCCAGUUCUUUUUGUUCUUGGGAUCAUGCUCUCUUUAGGAACCAUUUGGCGCAGUCAUCAUUUAAACUUGUUGAUCCUCUUUUAUCAUUGUAAAAGUUUAAAAUGGUCAUGCUUACUAGUAUCCUACCGCUUUGAAGAACUCCUAACCAUUAAUUUUCACUAGCUAAGUCCAAAGCAUGCAGUGUUUAGAGAUCUACUUCACUUGGUAUUCUCUAGUCAGCUCACUGUUCACAUUCUUGCUCUUGUCAUAUGCCUUUGCUUGAGGACAAGCAAAAGUUUAAGUGUGGAGGAACUUGAUAAGCACAUUUCAUAUAUACAAUUUUGGCAUAGAAAUAUAUUAUUUAUUGAGAUAUGACCAUCAAUUCUUGCUGUGAAAUAUUGAAUAUUUGCAUGAAAAUCAUAUAAAGUAUCAUUUACUAGUCUUUGGUCUAUUUUGCAGAAAUGUGCGCAAAGGCACUAUAAACUUCCAAGAUCUGGACUAGGUGGCUAAGAGAAUUAGUCAAGUGAAAAGAAGAGAAGGAAGAAUGGACUUAUGUGUGAUGAUAAGAAGUAACCUGAGGGGCUAGCUAAAGAGGAGAGGGAUCUACUUGAGCCAAAAGAAGAGAAGAGAAGGGCAAAAGUGCAAUAUGGGCAGAUCUGAUCGGGAGGGGUCAAAAUCCGUAGGCAGCCCCGAUCCCCUUUUGGGCCUGGCACAUCUCUCUCUCCCUCACCCUUCCUUCUCCAACUCCGGCCGCCGCCACGGCCAGGCCGGCGUGGUGGUGCGCCUCCGCGCCAUCCAUUCACCAGCACCACCAUCGCCUCCUGCCACCACUCCACCACGCACCACCAGCACCACCAUCCAUCGUCCACACGCCUCCACCAGCGCCGCCACCAGCGCCCACCUCACGCACCCCUCCUUCUUCCUCUCGACCUCCUGCUGCUGCCUUCUCUUCUUCCACGCAACCUGCUGCUGCUCCUUCUUCCUAUGCGCCCCGGCUGCUCUUCUUGCUGAAGCCCUUUCCCCUCACCACACUGUUGUUCCUUCUUCUUCCCCUUGCUGCUACUAUUUCUCUUCUUCCCUCGCCUCUAGCUGCUACUCCUAGUUCUUCCCCACGCCUCUCCGUUGCAUCUCCCUGCUGUUAUCAUUCUCCAAGCUCGCCCCUCUCUGAAUCCCUACUGCUGCUGCUCUUCUACUUUCUCCUACCACGCUGCUGUUCUGCUCUUUCUCCAUCUCCCAACUCCAAGUCGUUGCUGCUACUCCAUCUUCCUUUGCCCCGCUGCUCCUCCUCCCUCUUCUCAACGCCCCCCUGCUGCUGCUUCUUCUCUCUCAACCUCCUACUGUUGCCUUCUCCCUCUCUCUCUCUCUCUGAAAUUUCUGUAGUAUUGAGAGAUGUUUAAGACUUGUAAGGUUCAGAUUUGAAGAGUACACGUAAACUGCUGUUUGCUCUGUUUAGUACUUGUAUAAUAUAGUGCAUGUGAUCUGAGAUCUGAGUAGUUGAGGCUUUGUUACUUUAGGAGAUACUUGAUCUAUUAUAUUUUGGUUCUAUCAAUUAGUAUUCUGCUAGUAUUUGUGUGUGUAUGUGUAUUUGUUCAGUCCGAAGACAUGUGUGGUUCUUACUUAUUUUGUUGACCAGUGAGAGUUUGUACGGUUACAUUGUGUCCCUCAUUUCGAAUGUAUGAGAUCUAGCUAUAUAUGUUUUAUAUAUUCUGUACUUGCUGAUGAUUAAUGUCCAAUUUAUUGUUCUUGUGAUA
Messenger RNA from Triticum aestivum (bread wheat), 5736 nucleotides. RefSeq lists its product as uncharacterized. Bases 1581 to 3089 code for a protein of 502 amino acids. The record is from RefSeq and is a predicted model, not a curated record. NCBI's taxonomy places the organism in Eukaryota, Viridiplantae, Streptophyta, Magnoliopsida, Poales, Poaceae. The transcript has a single exon.